AUGGCCCGAAUCAACCUCCCGCCCCUCACGCGCGGCAUACUUGCCACCCUCGUCUUCUGCACCCUGCUCAACUUCGCCCUGCGCCCAAACGCCAAUUGGGUCGAAAAGGUCGAGAAGCCCAUUAUCGGCGUCGGCAACGGCGUCCCGUGGCUGGCCAUAGUCCCGCGCCGCUCGGUGCCCUGGUAUCCCUGGGUCUUUGCGCUGGCAACCGUCGUCGAGCAGAAUCUCCUCGGCCUCAUCAUAACCGGCCUGACCGUCUUCUAUGGCGGUCGCUACCUCGAGCGCGCAUGGGGGUCGCAUGAAUUCACAAAGUUUAUGCUGUUUGUCGCCAUGAUCCCAAACAUCUUGUCCUACCUGCUCUAUGCCGUCGGAUAUCUUGUCGUGGGCAAAGGCUCCAUGGUGAACACCACCAUCUCCGGCGGUAUCGCUAUCCAAGCCGGCUUCCUCGUUUCCUUUAAGCAGCUCGUGCCCGAGCAUACCGUAGCCAUUGCAAAGGGCCUCAUUCGCAUGCGCGUCAAGCAUUUCCCCGCCAUAUUCUUGCUUGCGAAUACCAUCUCCGGCACAAUCUUGGGCACCGAGACGGCCAUGUUCCUUGCCUACUUUGGCUUCAUGACUGCAUGGAUCUACCUUCGCUUCUAUCGCAUCAGCCCCUCGCUCUCGUCCACGGCCACUGGAGACGGCUCCGUCAUUCGUGGAGAUGCUUCCGACACCUUCAGCUUUGCUCAUUUCUUUCCCGAGCCACUACAAACCCCCAUUGGCGCCUUUGCAGAUGGAGUCUACAACAUGCUGGUAUCCCUCAAGGUGUGCACGCCCUUUUCCGACCACGACAUUGAUGCAGGCAACGAGCAGGCGAGCGCCCGUGCCGAAGGUGGCCUCCCAAGCAUCAUGAACCCCAACAGCCGAGGUGGCCGAGGAGGAGGAACACGUGCCGAGGCGGAGAGGAGAAGAGCACUCGCUCUAGAGGCAUUGAAUCAAAGACUGAAUGCUGCAGCAUCCCGUACUUCGAGUUUCCCUGCGCCAGCUACAGUCUCAGUAUCUGGGCCAUCGGAAUCGCUAGGCGAAACAAACUACGAACCUGAUAGACCGGAAAUGUCGGAAAAGUCAGCACCUUAG
Messenger RNA from Exserohilum turcica Et28A, 1113 nucleotides. RefSeq lists its product as uncharacterized. Gene Ontology annotation, cellular component: membrane; Golgi apparatus. Gene Ontology annotation, biological process: retrograde vesicle-mediated transport, Golgi to endoplasmic reticulum. The coding region runs from base 1 to 1113 and encodes 370 amino acids. NCBI's taxonomy places the organism in Eukaryota, Fungi, Ascomycota, Dothideomycetes, Pleosporales, Pleosporaceae. The record is from RefSeq and is a predicted model, not a curated record. The transcript has 2 exons.